AUGGCUGGUCUGGGUCCGCGCGUGCUGCAGGUGCUCGAGUUUGCCAACGCCCGUGCGCCGGAGCUACAAGCGCUGCACGAGCUGUCGCAGCACGAACCGUUCGCCCAUGACGCGGACAAGAAGGUCGAGACCCAGAAGAACCAGCGGCGCCGUCGAGCGAACGCUUUCAAGUCGCACAAGAUGCCCCAGCGCCUCCGGUCCACACUAAAGACGUCUACUUCCUUGCGUUGCCGGAAGCACAACCGUCGGCCCCAUACGUUGAUCCAAAAGCGGUCGUGUCUAUCGGAAGAGUCAGAGACAGGCCGGCCGCGCUGGCUUCCGUCGCACUUGUACCAUGCCAAGCGCAUGGCGAUGGAUGCACGUUAUGGCUACAUUUUGGCCGUCCACCGAGCCGACAAGAGCGUGUCUGCGGCAUUGCAAGCUGUCCGGAACAAGGCCGUGCUACACGAUGUUAGUUAUUACGGAGUUAUUGAGCUCUAUGGAGUGCCGUCAGUGCUCUUGACAGCGCUGCAGCUGAUUUCGGACCCGAAUGGAUCGGACUUUCAUGGACUGCGGUUUCUCGCUGGAGACGAAGAAGGACACAGCAUGUUGCAUCACAUGGGACGAUUUCCACAAGGUGCGAUUGCACCAGUGACGUUUAUGUGGAGACCGUUGAAGAAAGACUACAGUUGUGGGCGGUUCGUGCUGCACCAAGACUGGCAAAGCGCCAAGAGGCAGUUAUGGCUAUGGGUGCAUCCUGCAGCGUAUAUGGAAGCAGCAACGGCGAUCGCAUCAGCUUGUCAGGAAGUUUGCAGCAACGAUGAAGAUGGCGUUGAAAUGCUGGAUCGGAGAGGACAAUUGUGCCGAUUAAAGCUGCGUGGACGACUUGCUAACGAACUUGUGGCAAGCAUUGCAAGCACUGCUGGCGAUAAGAUAAGCAAUGUCGAUAAAGUCGAUGGUCUGAGCACCCAGGAUGCGCAGGACGGAACUGUGUCCGACCAUGAGGAUGGAUUUGAUGUAAAGGAGGCAGUCGCUCAGUGUUGUAGUGGCAAUCGACGAAAGUUGCUGCGCGCUCUUAGCAAGAAAAAUACGAAGAAGCAGGACGAUGAGCAGAUGUGCACUGUUUAUGCCAUUGCGGUGGAGGAUCCGCGUGUCGCACGUUGGAACACAAGUGCUUCGUGCCAUCGGUUGACCGGUGCAGAAACGGGCUUAUCUUUGCUGAACGAGCCUCCUGCGUAUGCAGUGCCAGAUCUCGGCAAGGACGUUAUUCCGAGUCCGCUGUCUGGGGCUAGUCUCUCGUCACUCGGUAAAAACGCAGAGGAGCCCGAGUCGGAAGUGAUUAUGAACGAACUUCAGGCAUUGCUGAGCUGGACUACAUGUAGCUCUGAUUUAACUCGUGUGACGGAAUCCGGUCCAUUGCGACAUCUGAGCGCGGUCGAUGGUGAUAAGCAAAAGAAGCCGGAUGAUGGGGGAGACGCCAGUGAAAUGGAUAAGGGUCCGACGCCCAACUCGCUGCUGUGGUCGUCGUCUAUGAGGCUAAAGCUUGAGAGUAAUUUCCGCAAAGACCACAAGCUUAAUGAAACGAUAUUCCGUCAUCGAAAAGGGAACAAGCUUGGCCAUACUUCGGAUGCAGUGCACGUACAGUCCCAGGCGCUCAAUCUCUUGCUGGUCAAGAAGCGCGAGCCGUUUCCUCACACAAGUGGUUGGGAUAUCAUCUGUCUACCAUCUAGUGUGCCCAGCAUACUGAAGACGCUGGUAUUUGGUGGUGCCAUGGUCGUUGGGCUUAAGGAAGACGCCGCGCUGAGUACCGUGUUGCACCAACCAAGCUUUCCGUGUGAUUACCCAGACACACAAGCUGGGCAGCUCUAUUGGGAAGCUCGUGCGCGCGACCUAGAGACUGAACAGGCAAAGAAGCCAAAGGCGAAGCGCUUUAGCAAUGGAAAGCAUAGUGCUAAGCCUUCUUUCGAACCACGAUGGGAGCUACUUUUCGACGAGCAUAAGCGCGACGGUGAUGCAAAGGGUGAGGACAGGAUGAUACCUUGUGUCGUGCGCGGGGAUACGUACAUGCAGCCAUUUUGCUUUCACCGGUCAGGGAACGCUACCGCGGAAGUCAAUGAUAGGAUGCCAGUACCGACUUCUGGUGUCAAUGCAAUUGUGCCGGUGGCGAUGCCAACUCUUGUUCGUGUCGUUGUUAUCGUUCCGAGACGUGGCAAUAUCGACGUCAACGCUAUGCUUUUCGCACCUACAGCCGGGGACGUAGACAGGUUUGAGAAUGACAUCAAUUGGAAGGGUGCCGACACAGGGGUUUCGGAAAACAAAACCUGGGACAAGAGUGCCGAGAGAGAUGAGCGGUCUCUCAUUGGGUUCGUAACUUCAGCAAUCUACGAUCGACCCAAGGGCGCUUUUCGUGCAGUCGGGUUCGUCGCUUGUGAACCGCUUCAGCAGCUCUUUCUAGCAAAGAAAGAUCAGCGGUAUCGAAAGCAAGAUCACUGUGCUCUAGCCAUGCUUCGAUCACCGCGAGGUCGAAUGGUUCGCCCCGUGCUCGUCCAAGUUGGAGCAUAG
This is a messenger RNA of Hyaloperonospora brassicae, 2541 nucleotides long. Lineage: Eukaryota; Oomycota; Peronosporomycetes; Peronosporales; Peronosporaceae. The record is from the annotation of a GenBank genome assembly.